This is a messenger RNA of Sitodiplosis mosellana (orange wheat blossom midge), 585 nucleotides long. It is a transcript of the gene Neb-cGP, whose product is annotated as ATP synthase membrane subunit K, mitochondrial. The transcript has 3 exons. The coding region runs from base 152 to 319 and encodes 55 amino acids. The record is from RefSeq and is a predicted model, not a curated record. Lineage: Eukaryota; Metazoa; Arthropoda; Insecta; Diptera; Cecidomyiidae.
UCGAAACAUCGCCGCUGUCACACAGCGACAGACUUGUGACAUUGACAAACUCUACCUUACAUAAUAAUCAUUCCGUAAUCAUUUCUGCUAUAGAUUUUCUUCGCAAUUUUCGUGGUCUAACUUCAAGUAUCUACCUUUUGUGUGAAAAAAAAUGGCUGGUGGAGCUGCAGAUAACCCUAACCUCAAAGGCUUGAGCAGAAUUUUCAAUGCCGAAACCAACUUUGGCAGAGCUAACUGCGCAAAAGCCACAUACGCAUUGAUUGGGGUGUUCAUCGCCUAUAAAAUGCUGAAGCCAAAGCCAAAGCCAGAAGCAAAAUAGAUUCGCUCAGUUAGCCGGAAUGAAGAAGAUUUAUUUUAGUUUAGUUACAUCAAAAUAAAAAAAAACAUCCAACUUCAGUAAAAACAGCAGAAAGAAUUACGCAAACCAUGGAACCAAAAUCCACGGAUUCGGCGAUAACAGCAAAAGAGAUCGUACAUUUUUUUCCCGAUCAUCUUUGAUGUGAACGAGAAAUUGUAAAGCCAUUUUGCUUCUGUUAAUGCUAAAUCAACAGUCAAUAAUUAAAUAAAAACUCAAAUUGAGAACAA